GAUGCCUGAUACUGCACUUUUAAAAGUAGGAGCUGCGGGCUGGCUAGCACUUUGGAACUGCACUUGCAAUUGCCACUGUAGUGACGCGCCUCCCUGCCGACACGCUGGACAUUGCCUCUUGAGUGCGAUAAAUGGAUCCCGAUGAGCCCGUCAUUGCGCUUGCGAAAGAGGGCGAGACGCGAUUGAUCCCGCAACACGCUGCAGCGGCCCUCUCCACAGCAGUUGAACCAGCGCAUGGGGGCGAUGCAUACGAGGAUGACGACGAUGACGACGGUGCAGCCAGCGUCGGGCGGCCAGCGGCGGAGGACGAGGAGGAGGAGGAGGCCGAGAACGCUCAGGGCCCCAGCGCCAACGGUGCCGCUGGGAACACAGCAGCACAAUCGGCCGGCCAGGUGCAGAUUCCUGCCGGCGACGCAGCGGCCGCACACAUGACUGAAGAGGCAGCAACGGCGUCAGACGCAACGCCCUCCUCGUCAGCACAGGCGCAGGAUGACACGGCCGGUGAGAGCGUUGAGGCCAUCGAGGCCGCCGUUGCGAGCCUGGCGUUGGCACAACGCAAGGCCAGCCGUAGGACCCUCGCCGGGACGGCCGUCACAGGCUCGGAAGCCGAGGUACCAGCGGCAUCAGCAGCGGCGGCUGUAGGGUCAUCCACAUCUUCCGGGCCAAGCAGUCGGAGAGCCACGGACGCAUCAGGGGCCGCGGCAGCGCCUGCACCAGCGGCGUCAGCAUCCGGGGCCGCCGACGGCUCGGCGGCUGACGGGCGGCCAGCGGCAACACAGGCGGAGGCUUCCACCACCACCGCCACCGGUGCCUCCGCCGCCAGCCAACCGGCCGCCGACGCCGCCGCUGUGCCGUCGGGUGGCGGCGGAGCCGAGCGGCCGGCUGCCAGCAGCAGUAGCAACGGCGCUACGAGCGCCGGUGCGGGCGCGGGCGCGGGUGCGGUUGCCGCCGGCGGCGGCGAGGGCGAGGAGGAGGAGGAGGUCAGCACGCAGUGGUCGGCCUACCCCAAGCAUUUCUUCAUCCUCAGCUCCUCAGGGAAACCCAUCUACAGCUACACGGGGGAUGAGCGGUCGCUGGUGGGGCUGUCGGCGCUCAUAUCGGCACUCGUGUCGGUGGUGCAGGCCCAGGGCGACGCGGUGCAGUCCAUCCGCUCCGGCGCCACCCUCAUCGUGUUCCUGCUGCGCGGCCCGCUGGUGCUGGUGGCGGCCUCGGCGGCCGGCGAGCCCGCGCCCGCGCUGCGGCGGCAGCUGGAGCUGCUGCACGGGCAGCUUGUGCUGGUGGUCACCAGCGGCCUGGAGCGCAUCAUCCAGCGCAACCCCUCCUACGACGUGCGCUCGCUGCUGGAAGGCGUGGGCGGCGUGCUGGGCUCGCUGGGCCGCAUGCUGUCCGCCGACCCCGCCUACCUGCUGCAGGCGCACAGGCCGCUGCCGCUGCCGGCGGCGGACCGGGCGGCGGCCACGGAGCUGCUGUGCGAGGCGCUGAGGCAAUGCGGCGGCGUGUACGCGCUGCUCAUGGCGGACACGCACGCUGUGGCCAUGGCUCGCGGCCGCUCGCAGCCGGCGCCACACCCGGACGACCUGCUGCUGCUGGCCAACUUCGUCAUGUGCAACAACGCCUACAGGAACGGGCACGGCGAGGCGUUCAGCCCGGUGUGCCUGCCGCACUACAACGCCGACGCCUUCCUGCACGCGCACAUACACUACCUGGACCCCAACACAGGCCUGUACCUGGUGCUCCUGGCCGGCAGCGCCGAGGCCUUCCACGCCCUGUCCGCCGCCCGCGCCUGGUUCGAGGACCAGGCGGCGGUGCGCGGCCUCAUGCCGCGACUGCGCGCGCUGAGGCCGCCGCAGCCCGCCUACCCCACCGCCACAGCCAUGGGGCCCGCGGCCGCGGAGGCGGCUGCAGCGGCGGCGGGCGGAGGAGCCGGGGCCGGCGGCGCUGCUGGUGCGCCGGCGGCGGCGGUGGCUGCGGGCCGGGGGCGGGCACUGCCGCCGCCGCAGCACCUCAAUGUGCUGUGUGUGGAGAACCUGCCGCGGCCAUUGGGCGGCAAGUUCGGGCACACGGCGCUGUGGUCGUACGCGGUGCGGUUCGGCGGCCUGCAGCAGGCGCUGUUCUCGCCGCCCUGCCCGCUGCACAGGUCGGCCGAGGGAGCCGCGCGCCUGGCCACAGCCUAUGCGCAGCUGCACAGCCUGCUGCACUCGCCCGCCGCCACCAAGCCCAACAAGCUGGCCUGGCUGGCCGACAGCAGCUGCGUGCUGGUGGCGGCGCGCGGCGACAUGAGCGGCCUGGUUGGAGGCGGCGGCGGCGGCGCCCUGAGCAGCCUGGGCAGCAGCCGCGGCGGCGGGCACGGCCCCCACGAGGCGGGCCUGGAGCUGUAUGCGGUGUGUGACCCUCUGACGGACAAGGCUACGGCUCUGUCACUGUUGGAGGCGCUGCGGCGGCACUUCGGCGACCGCGGCAUUGCGGCGGACGUCACGCUGCCGCCCGCGCCGGCGUGAUGAGGCGGGGGCGCGGGGGAGGCGGGGUGUGGGAGGAGGCCGGGAGAUGGGAGGCGGGCGUGGGUGGAGGUUGUGGACAGGUAGGGGCCGUAAACUGGGCGUGUGAAGCACGGACGAGGCAUGGGCUGAAGACGUGCGUGGUGUACAGAUGGCGUGCGGUCCAGCAGUAGUUGGCGAAAGAAACCGGGACGUACAUGCAUGCGAGACAGGUGCAUUGCUGCUUCGUGUUGAUUGUGUCUAUUCCGGUCAGUAUAACUACGGUAAUAGCUGACGCAUACAGGGUGGUGCACGCAUACAGGGUAUCCAGAUUCGAGAGCA
This is a messenger RNA of Chlamydomonas reinhardtii, 2816 nucleotides long. RefSeq lists its product as uncharacterized. Gene Ontology annotation, biological process: vesicle-mediated transport; protein targeting to vacuole. The record is from RefSeq and is a predicted model, not a curated record. The coding region runs from base 132 to 2498 and encodes 788 amino acids. The transcript has 8 exons. NCBI's taxonomy places the organism in Eukaryota, Viridiplantae, Chlorophyta, Chlorophyceae, Chlamydomonadales, Chlamydomonadaceae.